Messenger RNA from Brassica napus (rape), 3674 nucleotides. Its product is annotated as mitogen-activated protein kinase kinase kinase 20-like. Bases 1609 to 2604 code for a protein of 331 amino acids. Gene Ontology annotation, biological process: protein phosphorylation. The transcript has a single exon. The record is from RefSeq and is a predicted model, not a curated record. Lineage: Eukaryota; Viridiplantae; Streptophyta; Magnoliopsida; Brassicales; Brassicaceae. Gene Ontology annotation, molecular function: ATP binding; protein kinase activity.
CUUUCUUCUGAUUAGUCUCGGAUUUGAUUGUCACGUGACUGAUCUCUUUCUUUUUUGUUUAAAAGGUUGGGUCCAAACUUUUAAAACACCAGAGACAUAGUGUCAAGCACUGAUAUUUUCAACGCUGGCGCUUUUUUAUCUACUCUUUUGAAUAUCCUUGCAAUCACUUGUUUGAAAUGCAUAAAACACACUCACACAAACCUUUUCCAUCCCACCUCUAUUUCUAUCUCUAUAUUUUUCUUAAAAUAGAUAAACUCUAUUAUAGAUGUGAAAAUGUUCAAAUGUAUAUCUCUAUAAUAGAGUUCAUCUAUUUAUAAGAGAAAAUAUAGAGAUAUGCUAUUUUCACCUCUAAAUAUAGUAAUUUUCCUCUAUAUUUUUUUCUAAAAUAGAUAAACUCUAUUAUAAAGGUAUACAUUGGAGCAUUUUCACCUCUAUAAUAGAGAUCUUUAUCUUAGAAAAAAUUAUAGAGGUGUACAUUGGAGACGCUAUUAGACGAAGAAUAAACAUCAAGUUAUAACUUAGAUUACGAGGCUAGACAAAAUAUACCUUUCCAGGUCGCAGUUCAUAACUGUUCUUAAACCAUGAUUAACCCGAAGUUCUUAAAGUGAGGUUUUUAGCGGAAGUUAAGAAACUGUUUCUUAACUUUUAAUUUUCGUUAAGAACCAUAUUAUAAGAACCCCAAGUUAUUCAUGUUAUUUAAGUCCUCUGGAUAAGAGCGUUUUAGUCUUUACUGUCUUCUCUCACUGGAUUUUCCAUUUUGUUUAGUGACAAAAUAACCCUUUUUUUAAGUGACAGCACAACUUUUAAAAAAGGAAACUAAGACAUUUUAUUUUUAGUCAAAUUCUAAUUUUGUAACGACAAUAGUCUAAUACAAGUCCAACAGAGUGAAAAUUGUUUUCACUGUGCGGAUUAAGAUUUUUUUUUUAUAACGCUGAUUUAUUAUAUAAUCUUACAAUUAUGAUACGAGAAAAAUUACAUAGGCGAUUCGACAACCGACAAUACUACCUGUCUUAUGAACACCUACGCCUAACUGCAUCAGUUGGAGUCGUCCUAUGAAGAUCUAAGUCUAACCAAAUUUACUUACACCAUAUUGAAGAUCUCUUGUAAACCUUUCUUCCGUAGUCUGCCUAAUUGUUUAAUAAAUCGCUAUUUCCGGGAUUUGAAACUUGAAUUUUCUGUAAUCUACAAUAAAUUGCAUAGUCUGGGAUUCGAACCCUAAACCUGGGUGUAAAAACCUUUAAACCUUAACCAAUAGGCUAUGGUGCUUUCACGAUUAAGAUUUUUUUAGAGCGGGUAAGAAAAUGAAAAAAAUUGUCCAAAAGCAAAUUCGUAAAAUGAUUGAUCCAACGAUUAGAAUAUAUUAGAUUGUGGGAAGUGGGAACAAAGGCAGAUUUUGUUACUUUCCUUUUUGCUUGGUGACUCCAUCAUUAUUUUUUGUUGUGAAAUAGAAAAAGGAAAUUGGAAGUUGUCGACGCGGUUAUCCUUAUAUGUAUAUACUAUAUUUGUUGCGACUCGCUAACCAAACAUUAUUUGCUAAUUCUCUCAGAUUUCACUUCAGUUAGGGUUUCUUUCUUCUAACCUUAGAGAAUCCAUCUUCAACUGUUUGCAAUGGCAAGACCAGAUUUGUUCUUUGUUAAGCUUCUUGGCAAAGGUUCCUUUGGUUCCGUCAGUCUCUAUCAAGGCCUUCGCUACGACGGCGCUAUGGUCUCCGUUGCCGUUAAGACCUCCGACAGUCAACAUGCAGAGUCUCUCUUCAGAGAGGUACAAAUACUGUCUGAAUUCAAAGGGUGUCCGAGAAUCGUCCAGUGCUACAACACCAGUGUGAAAGGAAGUCUCAACCAAUUUAAUGGUUGCGUGGAGUACAAGAUUCCCUUGGAAUACGCUCCUGGUGGAAGCCUGAUGAGUUUCAACAAAACAUUCAAAGACAAUAAGUUGCCUGAUCCUUUGAUCAGAGACUUUACUCGUAUGCUUCUCCAAGGCUUAGCCACGAUUCACGCACACGGUUACGUACACUGCGACCUCAAACCAGAGAACAUCCUUGUUUUCCCUAGCUACGCCUACAAGAACGGCGCGUGGAGAUCUUCUUUCGAGUUGAAGAUUUCUGAUUUCGGCUUGUCGAGAAGGGAAGGAGACAGUAGCUGGUGGGAACCUAAUCAUCCGUUCGCGGGAACAUCGAUCUACAUGUCUCCGGACUCGGUUUCUUACGGAGAGACAGGGAAAGAUCUCGACUUAUGGUCGUUGGGGUGCUGUGUACUGGAGAUGUACACUGGGGAGGGACCUUGGUGUCAUAAGAACUAUGAAGUGGAUGAUCUCAUGAAUGGCCAAGAGCCGCUGAUUCCAAGCGACCUUCCUUUCGAAGCAAAACUCUUUAUCAUGACUUGCUUUGCGCCUAGGACAAAAGACGCGACAAGAUUGUUGAAGCAUAUAUUCGUGCGUGAAGACGACGGGAACAAGAUCACACAGCCUUCUCCUGUGAGCGAUAAUAUAAAGGCAAAAUCAGCUCUGCAACUGGCGAACUUUGUUAGAAGGAAUGUUUCUACAACCAAAACCAUUCGUGUGCUUGCUGCUGCUCAAGUCAUGCCUAACAAGACCAUCAUGGCCUAGCUUUGCUCCUGUUCCAAUACUUCUUCUUUAAUCAGUAUUUCUCCUUUGAAUAGUUGAAUUGAAUGUGUAUAAGUUCGCGUGGAGAUUGUUUAUUUCUUUAAAUUGUAUAACUUCCAUGAUUAUCUGUAAUCACACUUAAGUUUAUCAUAGCUUUAACUUGGAGGUAACAGAACUGUUGCAGGAGGAAUACUCAAUCAACUAUUUCUUUAAUGGGAUGUUGGCAAGUAGACUAAAAGUUGUAUAAUACAGAUUCAUAUUCAACUGUUGCGAAAAAUAACAAUUUUUGAGCAUUGAUAUAACAAUUUUCCAAAUUUGGGGUUUUGUGGUUUGUUUGUAUUCAUUCCACUCUUCGCUGACUGUUUUCAAAGUUGCGCCUUUGCUUUCUUUUUUGCCUUUUUUUUUUGUUGCCUCUCUCCCCAUUGGACGGGCACUUGAUCCUACUGAGUUUGAUCCUACGGAGUUUGAAUCACUUGCAUCACUCUCUCGGGAUCUUUUAGAUCCACUACUUGUCGAGCCAGUAUUUCCUCCUACUUGACUACCAUAGCGCGGUUGAUCACGAACAGCAAGCCACUCCGACAUUAAAUUGAAUUGUUCAUUCUUACCACUUGAAUAUAAUUCGUGCGCUUUUGCCAAUACAUCAUUCUCCGACCAUCCACUUUGUUGCAUACGCCUAGCAUUAUCGUAAGCGCCACUCCAUUUGCUCAACUUUUUAUUCAUAUAGUUGAAAUGAUUUCGGCAUGAAGCUCCAUCACGGGGAGGAUCAAAUGAGCAAUGCUCAUUACAAUACUCAGAAAUUUUACUUCAGUAUGCUUCGCUUUUUUGGUUUCUGCCAACAAUGCUGUCUGUUCCAUAUUUAAUCCAUCCACUAAGUAGGACCAAAUUUUGAUCGGUCGUCCACUUAGGGCUUCUACGGCGUGCUUGAGCUGAAUCAUCUGCAUUUGCAUCUGGAAUGGGUUUACUAACACCGGUCAUGCUACCAAGAGCUAUUUGGGUAGAAAAUUCGGGAAAUUCAUCUGCUCUCAGAACAUUUUCCUCACCCGUUGGAGUAGAAGAAACAUGAGGUGUUUGAG